CCGGCGGCGACUUCGCGUCCCGGCCGGGCGGUGGGCGACGGCCCUAUGGCGGCGUUGCCCGCGCGGGCGGAGCUGGGCUUCGCUGAGGAGGCGCCGGCGUGGCGGCUGCGCAGCGACCAGUUCCCCAGCAAGGUGGGCGGGCGGCCGGCGUGGCUGGGCGAGGCCGGGCUGCCCGGGCCCGGGGACCUGGCCUGCGCGCGGUGCGGCCGGCCGCUCGCCUUCCUGCUGCAGGUGUACGCGCCGCUGCCCGGCCGCGCCGACGCCUUCCACCGCGGCCUCUUCGUCUUCUGCUGCCGCGAGCCGCCGUGCUGCGCCGGCCUGCGAGUUUUUAGGAAUCAGCUACCCAGGAAAAAUGACUUUUACUCAUAUGAGCCACCUUCUGAGAAUCCUCCCCCAGAAACAGGAGAAUCUGUGUGUCUCCAGCUUAAGUCUGGCGCUCGUCUCUGCAGGGUUUGUGGCUGUUUAGGCCCCAAAACGUGCUCCCGAUGCCACAAGGCACAUUACUGCGGUAAGGUGCAUCAGGCUCUGGACUGGAGGUCAGGACACAAGCAGGCGUGUUCACAGCCAGAUCAUUUGGACCAUGCAAUUCCAGACCACAACUUCCUUUUUCCGGAAUUUGAAAUUGUAGUAGAAACAGAAGAUGAGAUUAUGCCUGAAGUUGUGGAAAAGGAAGAUGCUGCAGAGAUUGUGGGCAGCAUGGGGAGACAACGGGAAGCAGCGACACUCAGUGGUCAGGUGCUCACAGUCUCAUGGAGGAGCCCAGAUGACACUUGGGGAAGUUAAAGUCCAUGUGAUGACUGAUAAUACGGGUGCCACGGGAAGACGUGUGACAUCACUAAAAAUCUCCUGGCAGGGGCUGUGCACGCAUCUCCAUGUGUGUACAUUGUUGCUUGUUUUUAAAAAGGUCAAAUAAUGAAAAUGCUCACCUGUAGGAGAAGGGAGAGCAUAGAGUAGGAGGGUUGAGGAUGAAAGCCGGACUUUGAAUAUGCCUUGUUUAUGUGGAUGUGACUGUGGAACCAUGUGUGUGUUUUGUACGGUUACGGAGUAAAAUUAAGUUUUAAAAAGCAAUCCUGAAUCAUCACGAGUAAGUGAAAGUGUAUCGAAUUAGUUGGAUAACUGCACAGCUCUUCUAAAUGACUUCAAAAAAUAGGACAGUACAUCCUUAGUGUAAUAUACCCCAAGAACAAAAAGGACUGAAAGAAGAUGUUAGUAUUUUCAGUAAACUUGUUGCUAGAAUGUUGCUGUUGUUACUUUGAGGUGGUUGUGUGUGUACUGAGUGCCAAGCAAAGGAGUAAUUAUGUUGGAGUUACUGAGAACUGAGGUGCUGAGUGUGGUAGACGAUGUUGAUGGAUAAAAUUAAAUACAAACCUAUAGGUCUGACUUUAUACUGGAAUUAUCAGUUAUGAACUUGCGAUGUAUUUAAUCCACUAUAAAGACAGAAAUAAUGGCCAACUCAGUACCAGUUGGGUAUCCCUGCUGGCCAGAUGGUGGUGUCUGAAUACCAUUUCUCUCUAAAUGGAACUCCAGGCUCUUUUGGGAGGUGGUGAUUCCAGAACUGGGUCAGGAAAUGUUCAAAUAACAUUGGAACAUGGUCAUACCAGAGAUCUGGGAAGCUAUCAAAGGUUAAUAGGCUCAUGUCAGAAGGAUGCAAGAACCAGUGUGAAAGGCUCUUAUUGGCAAAAGAUUGAUAAUUUGGACAUCUACUAACUGCAGUGGAUUGAAACAUGUCAAAUAU
Molecule: messenger RNA, 1735 nt
Organism: Lemur catta (Ring-tailed lemur)
Lineage: Eukaryota; Metazoa; Chordata; Mammalia; Primates; Lemuridae
Gene: PDCD2
Product: programmed cell death 2
Exons: 4
Coding region: 46-783 (245 amino acids)
Cellular component (GO): cytoplasm; nucleus
Source: RefSeq, a predicted model, not a curated record